Messenger RNA from Hypanus sabinus (Atlantic stingray), 1133 nucleotides. Its product is annotated as C-type lectin domain family 7 member A-like. Gene Ontology annotation, cellular component: plasma membrane. NCBI's taxonomy places the organism in Eukaryota, Metazoa, Chordata, Chondrichthyes, Myliobatiformes, Dasyatidae. The record is from RefSeq and is a predicted model, not a curated record. Gene Ontology annotation, molecular function: transmembrane signaling receptor activity. The coding region runs from base 183 to 653 and encodes 156 amino acids. The transcript is spliced from 4 exons.
UUGAAUCGAGGACAUCCGAGAACUCUCUCCUGGUUCUCUCUCAGAGAACCUGUCUGAAUAGUCUUUCCGCUAAGAACAACAACCUGACUAUCCUCGAAAACAACAUUUCCGUCCUCAACUCGGAUCUCUCGGAGCUGAAUCGAACGCACUACGAUCUCCGUUAUCAGUUCAAUCAGCUCGAAAUGAAGUACAGAAACAUCACCGAAAACAAAGCUCAGAUUUGCCAAUACCUUAUCAGGAGAACAGUUGCAGAGCAAACGUGUCCGCAAAUCUGGAUCAAAAAUGAAGACCGGUGUUAUUUCAUAUCCAAGAUCGCAAAUACUUAUGAUGGAGCGAGACAACAUUGUUCAGAACUUGAUUCAGGGCUCCUCGAAAUAAAUUCAAACAAGGAAAAGAAUUUUGUUUCUAAUGCUGUCUAUCAAUCUGUAUCAUACUGGAUCGGAAAAUGCGCAGACAGAAAUGUGGCCUCUGAUCUUCUGUACAAGAUAUCCUAUGGGUCGACCAGCUGCAGUAACUGCGGCUCGUACGGGAGUUAUAAUUGCAAAUGGAAACACAGAUUCAUCUGCGAGAAGUCGGCACAUUUAGACACGGAUAUUCCUGAAGAGAUCCAAGGUUUCUGUCAACAGCCCGUGGGGCCGAGUUCAAUCAACUGACUGCACCUCACUUCUCGCCAUUCAAUCUGCCCCACUCUCAAACCAUUUCUACAUCUCCCCCUUUCUACUGUUUUUCUCUUUUUACCCUUCAUCUCUCUAAAUCAUUCCCUUUCCACCCCUCCUCUCCCGAUCGAACCCCAGUCUCUGCCUCUCCUCUCUCCGUUCUCUAUACACACUCUCAACCAAGGGGGAAAAAGACUGCACAUUCACCCUAUCUGUGCCCCUCCUGGCUUCAUACCCACGCUCCAACGAAUAUAGACACAUCCUUCUUGUCUUCUCUCCAUAUCUCAGACGCUCGAGUCCCGGGAACAUCCUCGGAAUGCUCCCUCAGACACUCUUUCCAGCUCAGUGACAUCUUUCCUCCAUGAGGGCGACCGGAACUGAACACUGCUCUCCAAACGCGGCCUCAGUGACGCCUUGUACAACUUCAACGUGAGCUCAGCACGGUGAAAAGUUGUAAAAUUAACAUAAAUUGGGGAA